Stylonychia lemnae is the source of this 1032-nucleotide messenger RNA. The record is from the annotation of a GenBank genome assembly. Lineage: Eukaryota; Ciliophora; Spirotrichea; Sporadotrichida; Oxytrichidae.
AUGAUUAACGGCAAGCCUGAACUUGUUAAACCAGAUAUUUAAACAGACAUACCAACAGACAAACUUAUUCAUAACAUUGUCUAAAUAGACAAAGUUUAUAGAGAAGAGAAAAAAAUGUAUUUACUUGAUUUAUACCUUUAAUAACUCCCUGAAAAUAAGGCAGGCUCAUUUAAAGUGGUGGAAACAGUAGCAUUUAAAGUUAUUGAUUAAGCUUAGUGGGUCAGAGUUAGCGAUAUCGAAAAGGUUUAUCACAAGCAAGGUGAAACUGUAAAAUAUAUAUCAUUUGUAACCUACAACAUCUGGUUUGAGAGUUUCUACAAAAGAGAGAGAUAUUAAGUGUUGUUAAGAAUGAUAGAGUAAUCUGAUUCUGAUUUUAUCUGCUUAUAAGAAGUUAUUUACGAGUUUCAAAUGAUGCUUUUCAAAGAAAAAUUCGUUCAAGAUAAAUACUUUUUGUCGAACUCUGAGAUUCACGGGGGCUAUGGAGUAUUAAUUAUGAGUAAAUGGCCUUGCAAAUUUUAUGAAGCGAAAUUCCCGACGAAUAUGGGCAGAAGUUUGUUGUUGUGUGAAACUAUUAUAAAUGACAAGCCUGUCAUAGUUUCAACUGCUCAUUUUGAAAGCUUGGGGAAUGGUCCAAUAAGAAAAUAAUAGCUAGAAAUUUCAUUUCCAAUCCUUAGCAUUGUUGAUGAUGCUUUCUUAAUGGGAGAUUUCAAUUUUAAUUCCACUUGGAAACUUGAACAAGCAAAUAUUAGCAAGGACUUUGAUGAUGUUUUCUUAACUCUUAAUAAUGGAGUUGAAUCAUUUACGAUGUAAAAGACUCCAAGAUUUUCUGCAUGGAGACCAGAUAAAAUAUUAGCAAAGAAAUCCUCAAAAUGGAAGGCUGAGUUCAUUCAAAGAAUAGGACUAUUUUGCAUUCCUUCUUUUGCUGGCGAAAAUGUAAAUGAUAUUGAGACUGACUAAAAGGUAAGAACUCCUUCAGAUCACAUGGGUUUAUUCAGUAUCUUUAAAUUAAAUGAAUCUGAGGAAAAAUAAUGA